GUUCCUGUAAAGGAAGUCAAAAGUUCGUUCACUUCAGCUCCAACAUUAGAGAAAACACAAAUUGUGCAUAGAGAAGAAAAAUGUAGGCAAGAUGAACCUGAUGCCAUACCAGAUGUUUCAAAAUUAGACCAUUAUACGGUUCGAGAAGAUAUUUUAGAAGAAGUAAGAAAAGGUCGAUACAUUAUCGAAACUGCCCCGUCUGAUCUAGUAGACUUUGGUGGACAGCGGUCAUAUGAUAUGACGCAUCAAUUAUUCAUUCAACACCGAGGUUCGUUCAUCAUUAUGUUCAAUGGAAGAUAUGAACUGAAAACACCUCUAACGGAAUAUCCCCAAGGUGAUGUCACCUCGGAAUCAUUAAUCAUGCAUUGGAUCAAUUCAAUUCUAACAUACUGUCCAGAAGGGGAUGAUAUAAUGCCGAUGGUUCUCUUUGCAGCAACACACAGUGAUUGCUUCACUCCAGAAGAAGCUCGAAACAGGAAAAUGUAUUUUACGAAAGAAAUUACUGACCUGUUCUGAGAGCACGAACAAAGAAAACAUAUGUUCCUGGAUACAGUAUACUUCAUCAAUGGUACCGAUGAGCAUGACCCAGAGAUCAAGGUUUUGACUCAGCAACUGGUCAGAUUUGCAAUGCAACAGUCGACAUGGGGACAAAAAAGACCAAUGGCAUGGGUGCCAUUAGAAUUACAAAUAGAUAAUAUGAGAUCCCAGAAUAUCAAUAUCAUUACGAGAAAUCAACUCGAGUACAUUAAUAGGCUAAAUGAAGAUCUGGCUCUAACAGAAGGGCAACUAGAAGAUUUCCUCCGGAACCAACAUGCAAUUGGUAAAGCAAUGUACUACAAACAACCUGGCCUAGAAGGGUUCGUCAUCAUACAUACACCAGCACUGGUCAACAUUAUGAGGUCAUUCAUCACGGAUGAGAUGUUCUGGCCACACAAUGCGGAGCUCAAAGAAAUUCUCCAGAACCUAGUUCUUACCGGGAAUAUAUUCAAGAGUGAUCUAUGGAAACUUUGGGGACAAGACAGCUUCCAUCAAUAUUUGCCGACCGAAGAACUUAAAGCUUUUGUUGCAAAGCUACUUAUACACCUAGAUAUCCUUAUCCAGCCGAAACACAAUACCUCGGCUUCUGGAGAUGAGAUAUACCUCGUUCCAUGCAUGGUGAAAAAAAGUCCUCCACCUGGUUUCUUCUUACGUGGAACCAGCGAUUCUAACACAAUCGUAUUAGCAUACUCUCUAGCAAUAACAUCUAUUCCAUCUGCACUUGCAUUUAAGAUUAUCGGUGCUGCAUCAAAUAAUUUGCUUUUGAAAAAGGAAGAUGGAAAGCAAUGUCUUUUUUACAAAGCUGCGAUUUUUAUGGUGGAUGACGACAAUGAAAUCAGAAUGUGUCUAGAAGACAAUCGCGUAAUGGUAAACCUAGUUAACCGAACAUCGUUACACUUCCUUUCACCUGACAUAGCUGCAAGCGUACAAGAAUGUCUAACUAAGACACUUGAGUCGUCUAUAGCCUUCUACUAUACAAGUAAUGGAAAGCAGAUUGAUCCCAGUGAAGUUUUAAACAAGAUCAAGAUUGAAGUAGGAGUAGUAUGCAACAACUCAGUAUGUCUUCUAAACCUUAACGACUCUUCACACGGUAUCGAAUGGACAUGCACAGCUGGCAAUCGGAAUCAUAAGAAGAAAUAUCCAAUGUACUGGUUCUUUGAUCAGAAACAAAAAGAAUGUCAUCAAAGAUGUACAGGUCUUGAUACAACAGAAUUGAAAACAAUUCCAAGCAACAAGCAUCUUGUUAGAUUAGCUUCCAAGUUUGGAAUUACUUUAUUUGGUGAAUUCAUCAUUCACAUGGGAUUGGAAACACAGGAAUAUUGCAAUAUACAACACCAGUAUGAAGCUAAUGGAGUACAUAGUGUUAUGUUCAUGGCAUUGGUAAAAUGUAUGAAAGACAUUGAAGCUAAACUGAAACGCCCAUCGUUGAAACCCAUUAGAGAUGCUCUGAUAGCAGUUAACUUGAACCAUCAUAUCCUAUGCCAGAGUUGA
Molecule: messenger RNA, 2028 nt
Organism: Mytilus californianus (California mussel)
Lineage: Eukaryota; Metazoa; Mollusca; Bivalvia; Mytilida; Mytilidae
Exons: 6
Coding region: 538-2028 (496 amino acids)
Source: RefSeq, a predicted model, not a curated record